AUGCCUACUUUGACUGGGGAGGCAAAUACUGCCGUGGCGAGUAGCUCUAAAGAUGUCGAAGAGCACUGGAAUAAUUGGCCCAACGAGAAGGGUUUUGACCCCGAGUAUGAGCAACGUACCCCGGUAGAACUUCAAGUUACGGGCCAUUUUCCUGCAUAUGCUGCCGGAACACUGUAUCGCACAGGUCCGGGCAAGAGCCAAGUUCAAACGGAUGAAGGCUAUCUCUUGCAGGUCUCGCAUUGGUUUGAUGGCUUCAGUCAAACCCACCGAUUCCAAAUCAUCGCCCCUGAUGAUUCCGAAUCACCACUUCGAGUCCUUUAUAACUCUCGAUUUUCGACGGAUCAGCUUCUUGAACACGUUCGGAAGACAGGUUCCAGGAAUACGCGCUCAUUUGGCCAGAAGCGUGAUCCAUGCAAGGCUUUGUAUGGCAAAGUCCAAAGCGAAUUCGUUCCUGCUGAGGGCCCAGCAAUGUCAAAUGUCGGCGUUACCCUCUCGGUCAAUAUGCCAGGUCUUGAUAAGCAAGGUGAAGAAUCUUUCGAUCGCUGGUCCGGUCCCAAGGGAAUUCGAAACUUAUAUGCGAAGACCGAUCACAACGAGUUCAAGAAGCUAGACCCAGAAACCCUGGAACCAAUUGGUCGAGCUUCACAAAAGGACUUUCAUCCUGAGUUGGCUGGGCCACUCGUCGCAUCACAUCCGCGCUCUGAUCCCUUGACGGGGGAUGUGUUCAAUUUCAACCUCACAAUCGGGGCGUCUUCUACAUACCGUAUCUUUCAAGUUUCAGCAAGCACAGGGAGAACCUCCAUCCUCGCGACAUUUCCUGGGAUUCCAGCAUAUAUUCAUUCCCUUCUCCUUACUGAAGACUUUGUGGUUCUUUGCAUCUGGAAUUCUCAUGUGAAUCCCUUGAAGGCCGGCAAUGGGGUCUUUAUGGAAUCCAUCAUGCCUACUAACCCUACGCAGCCCGCCACAUGGUACGUGAUUGAUCGUAAGCAUGGCCAAGGCCUAGUCGCAACAUAUGAGAGUCCUGCUUUCUUCUCUUUCCACACGAUCAACGCCUGGCAAGAACCGUCCCCGGAAGAUCCAUCCAAGGUAGACAUCGUUGCGGAACUUGUCAGAAAGGACUCUUCUGUAGUAAUCGAACUCCUCAACUACGAAUUCCUCAAGUCUUCGCUCUCAACGGCCAAAGAGCAUAUCACCAACAGAGGCGAAAAUAUGCAAUCCACAAUAACGCGUUUCCGUCUUCCGACUCUUCCAUUAACGCCGACGGCUAAGCCCCAGAGGGCUAUCAUUGAAUGGUCUUCUUGCAUCGAGCUCUCUCCCGAGUUGCCGACAAUGAAUCCUAGCUUCGGUACUAAGAGACAUCGAUAUGUUUACGCCACCACUUCUCGUGGGGAGGCUACCUUCAUGGAUGGACUUGUGAAGUUCGACUCCGACAAGCAGGAAUCAUGGCUGUGGACGCGCCAUGGCCACACCCCGGGAGAGCCGAUCUUUGUCGCCAACCCAAAUGGCACAAAGGAGGAUGACGGCGUGCUUCUUAGCGUGGUACUUGAUGGUCAGCGAGGAACGAGCUAUCUACUCUGUCUUGACGCUCAAAAUCUGAGCGAGUUGGGUCGGGCGCAUGUUGAUGGGGUGGUUGGGUUUGGAUUUCAUGGACAGCAUAUCCCUACUGUUGGCCUACCUACUGGUGAUUACUAG
Molecule: messenger RNA, 1692 nt
Organism: Penicillium manginii
Lineage: Eukaryota; Fungi; Ascomycota; Eurotiomycetes; Eurotiales; Aspergillaceae
Product: carotenoid oxygenase family protein
Exons: 2
Coding region: 1-1692 (563 amino acids)
Biological process (GO): carotene catabolic process
Molecular function (GO): carotenoid dioxygenase activity
Source: RefSeq, a predicted model, not a curated record